CUCCACUACAAGGCUGCAAUCAAUUCCUACGUCCACCGCUUCCACGAGCUUGCCCACCUCCAGCUCACCGAGAGCGACUGGAAGGCGAUCGAGAUGGUCACCGGAUGGCUAAAGGCAUUCCGGGAGGCCACCACCGACAUGUCGACGACAUCGCGUCCUAUGCUGUCAAGCGUACACUGCACUUUCCGUACGCUGCAGCUGCAUCUCAAGGACGCGCUUCGACAACUGCCGAACACGGCACCAUCACGAUUGCGGAACGGACUUGUCGAGGCGCACGCUAAGCUUGCGGAGUACUACACGAAGGUGGAUGAGUCCUAUCUGUAUACAUGGGCA
Schizophyllum commune H4-8 is the source of this 333-nucleotide messenger RNA. RefSeq lists its product as uncharacterized. Lineage: Eukaryota; Fungi; Basidiomycota; Agaricomycetes; Agaricales; Schizophyllaceae. The annotation marks the transcript as partial. The record is from RefSeq and is a predicted model, not a curated record. The transcript has a single exon.